AUGACUAAAUCAAGAGGUGGCUGUGCAGGACAGGUGGGAACCAAGCGGUUAACGCCGGUGGCGGACUCCGCCGGGCUGUGGGCGGCGUGUAGAGAAGGGAAGGGUGCUCUGGGGCGGUUCUGGGCGGCUCCGCUCGACUUCGCGGCCAACAUCAGGAUCUCCUUGGCCUUGUCCGCCGGGAGGGUUUCAUCUCUGCCGGCAGCAGCGGCGGCGGGGGCUUGCUUGGGGAACAAAGCCGGCGGCGCUUCCAGAUCUCCGGAACCCGAUUUCUCGAUCAUCGGAAACAGAUUCAUAGUCUCCACCGGAGANUGCGGGAGUCUACAAUCUCAGCGGAGCCCAUUUUUAUCUCUGGCGACCGGAAUAAUAAAGCAGCCAACUCAAACAGAUAGAUGA
Molecule: messenger RNA, 393 nt
Organism: Striga asiatica
Lineage: Eukaryota; Viridiplantae; Streptophyta; Magnoliopsida; Lamiales; Orobanchaceae
Source: the annotation of a GenBank genome assembly